Molecule: messenger RNA, 6121 nt
Organism: Sphaeramia orbicularis (orbiculate cardinalfish)
Lineage: Eukaryota; Metazoa; Chordata; Actinopteri; Kurtiformes; Apogonidae
Product: stereocilin
Exons: 30
Coding region: 191-6037 (1948 amino acids)
Biological process (GO): cell-matrix adhesion
Cellular component (GO): stereocilium tip; cell surface; kinocilium
Source: RefSeq, a predicted model, not a curated record
CAGAGCUAUUGCAAAAGAGGUCACACUAGGCUUGGGUGAUGCCUCCAAGUUAGAGAUGUUGUCAAAGUCCUGAAAGGAUACUUUGAGGAAAUAACGGACUUUAAGUGUAGGGCUUUGUUAACUUAAUGGGUAAAACAGACCAAAAACAAAAGAUGUGACAACACUGUGUCACUGUACACGCUGGCAUGAGAUGAAGAUGGCAGAGAAAUGGCCAGGGAUGGCCACCCUUCAGUUCACAACCAUCAUUGUUUGUGCUGUUUUACUGGGACAAGGAUCCCCUCAGACGACAGGAAGGAGUAAGGAGGACCAAAGAAAUGUUAUUCUGGCAGAGAUACUUUCCAAAUUUAGUAAAGGGGGUGGGAAUCCUCAAAAACCUCCUCCUGAAACAACUAAGGACCAGUCUGUGCACCCUUUGAUGAGGAAUAUCAUGGGGGGCCUAAAAACACUUGGUCUGCUUCCUAACAAGAACCUUCCUACCCUGAACAAGCCAAUCGAUCGGCACCGUCUCUCCAGCUUUCUUUACAACAUUUCUCUGUACCUCCAAGAGGUGGGUGCUGAGCUGGAGGAGGUUCCAGCAGAGCCUGAUGAUGAGCAGCUAUGGGAGAAGGUGCUGCAGUUCUUUCUCCAGUCUGAAGGGAGUGCAACUUCUAGUCAGUGGGGUGGACGAGUGCCACCACGACCCAGUGUGCGAGUGCAGGACUGGUUUUUGUCUCUGAGGGGCAGUCAGCACUGGGACUGGUUCCUGGGGCUGUUGCAGAGUCUCAUCACUCUCUCUGAGCGUCAAACCCACAAGCCCAUUUUGACUUUGUUGUCUCAGAACUGGAGAACAGUCAGUGCUGUGCUGGAAGCCGCCCUCCAGGCUCUGAUCAGUGGGACUUAUGGCCAGGCCAGUGCUGGGCUGCAGGGCUUCAUCUGUGUUUUGAAGGGUCGUAGUGACUGCACCUACAGUGUAAACUGGCUCCAACAGCUGCUGCAUUUCCUCGAAACACGCAACUGGAAGCCUGUGGUCAGUUUACAGCCAGCAGGUGAAGCUUCUGAUCAAAAUAAAGGCUCAGGUACAUUUGGGCGUUUAAAGCCCUUCAGUUUGCCUCCAGAGGCCAUGAAGCAGGAUGGGUUCAGUGGAAAUGCCUCCCUCAAAGACAUGAAAGCUGCAGAAGAUGAACCUGACUCAGUGCAGAGCUUACUGCUACAGGUCCUGUCACGCUCAGGAGGGGGAGAGAGAGGAAGCCACAAAAAUCUCGCUCUUGUGCAGAGUUUGGAUGGGUUGAGGAGUGGCCUCCUGCACAGGGUCGGUAGCUCAGUCUACAGUAACCUGAGGAGGAAAGUGUCACGAGUCACCAUGGCGAUGCUUGAUGAUGUCAGUAGCUUGGUGGAUGUGCCGCAGCCUAAUGCACAGGGCCAGUGCUCAGUUGGUGACCUGAGGCAACUGAUUCUAUGGGGGAUAAGACAUAAUGUGACGUGGAAUACCCAAGCUCUGGGCUUUAACUCCCAGGGUUUCCCAUCUACUCUUCCAUUUCUGUCCUGCCCUGCCUCUGAAGCAGAUGAACGAAGAUCCCAAAGAUCAUCUGUCCAUUCAACUUCAAAAAAAGCCCCAUCCUCACACAAGAAACAAAGACGCCUACAAAACAAGAUGUUUUUCCCAUUUCAUGACUUCUAUCUAAAUGACACACACACCAUUGACCUGCAGCGAGAGAUGGAUUACUCCACAUCCAUAGAAAUCCUGGAGGCAGCCUGCAAUGACACCAUCCCAGGCUUGACGGGGGUCUCCAACUUCACUGUGUUCCUCUACUGUAAACUGUUUGAGGGGGAGAACGGGUCAGUUAACCCUGCUGUGGCUCACAUGGGGCUCGACCUACACGCCACAUGCUCUGACGCAGCCUGGUACCUGUCUGCUGCUGAGGAGGACUUCCUCUGGGUUCAUGUCUGCAGUGAGUUUUUUGCAAGUGAAUUCAACAACACAGUAUGUGCCAACUCGUCCUUUUGGCUGCAGAGGGUGCAUGAGGCUGCAAUGACAAAGGAUUAUCAUUUUUUCAACCAGUCCAGUAUAGACGACUUAUGCCUGCACUUGUCAGGUGAGACCACAGGUAUUCCAGGACACGAUGAAAACUGCCUGGCUCAGUUGAGCACAAGGUCACUCAGUGCCGAGGCGUUCAGACACUGCUUCCUGCCCAACAGCUCUGUGCUGAUCUCGGCUUUAUGUGGCCGAGAAUCCCCUGAUCUGCACCAUCCUCUGCCAGAGGGCAGCUGGGCCGCGGCAUACUGCUCCAAAAUCCAAAAUGUCUCCAAUGUUGACACCAUAGAGGAGACAUGUCAGUACAGACAGUGGGCUGUGCAUCAUUUCCUCAACUACACCCUGCUGGAGCUUUGCAUGCAAACAGAUGGAUUGAGAGAGUACAUUUGUCAAACAACCUCCCUCUAUGAGCAGCUGGUGAGGUCAGUGCCUCAGUUUUUUGAUUUCUGUGCUGAUUUGCAGGCAGAACUUGAGGGCAGGAAAUGUUUUCUGCAGAGGUUUUUCGAUAUGCUCCCGGCACCGUAUGAAUUUGACACUUCACAGCUCUGUGUGAACCCAGCCCCUCUACUGGCAGAAGUUCUACACAAGCUCAGUGUGUGUGAGAUUGAAGGAGGGGAACGUGAGGGGUUUUUAGUGGCCCUUGGAUAUGUGUUGCGAGUCUUGGACUUUAUGGUGGGCCUCUCUGCGGGUUUGGAAGAAGGGGAAAGAGAGGCAAGACAAGGUUUGGGUCAAGCCAUCCUCCUUUCUAGUCUCCUUGACAAUACCUCCUGGGGUACUCUACAGCCGGAAGCUACCAUGAGUGUCCUUCACACUGUGGGGGUCUUCCUGCGCAGGGAGCAGAACGCCACUCUCAAAGAAGACCUGCUGAGCUGCUUCAGUCCUGUCCUGUGGGACCUCAUCCAGCAGGACAGAAAUUCCUCUGCUCUCAGAGUUCUGCUGCAGGAGUACCUUCGGAUGCCCAGAGACAGCAUUCGCACUCUGGUGAUGUCUGCUGAAAAAGACGCUGUUAAAAGAUUUAUCUCCCAUAUGCAUCAAAGCUGGGAUCAAUUACAAGUUCAGACCAGCCAGGUGUCUCAAAAAGAGUUGCAGGCUAUGGAAACAAUGACAGCUGCUUUCAUCCAUAAGUUCCCUCGAGUGACCCCGGAGCUGUUUGUUGAUCUGUCUCAGUUUAUCCCCUUCAUGUCUGUCUCUGACAUCAUGAACUUCCCAGCCUCCCUGAUGGUCAACGACAGUGUUUUGAUGGCCAUCCGUGACCAUAGCCCAGAGAUGAAAUCACUGCAGAAAAAAGCCUUUGUAAAAAGAAUCUUGCAGUCAACCGUGGUGGGUGACGUCCCCACAUGGCCCCCAUAUUUCCUCUCCUCAAUCCUCCCUCUUCUGCCUUACCUCCCGGUCAAUCUUUUUCAGCAGCUUACACCUCAGCAGCUUAUUCCUUUGGCGGAGUUGCUAGGCAACGGCAGUCUGGAUGGUGUGAGGGGGCGCCAUGUGCUACGAACCCUUUUCACCAAAAAGAAGAAUCUGACUAGUGAUAACAUACUGAGGUUAGGAGUCCUUGCAUGUUACUUGGACCCAACUGAGCUCCAUUCUUUUCUUCAGGACCCAGCUGUGGCCUCUGCUCUUUGGCAGCAGCUGGCUCAGUGCAUGUCCAAAGGCUUCGUCAGUGCCAGUGGCAGGUUGUCCUCUUGGGUGGUACCAGCAGUUCAGGCCCUGAACGCCAGCAGCCUGGCUCCUCAGGCUCUGUCUUCCCUCAGUGGUCUGUUACCCGAGUUAGGAGCUUCCUUCUUGCUGUCACUGCCCUCACAAAAACUUAUAGAAAUCCUCACACAACCAGGACUACACAUGUAUUCUCCUGCACAGGCUUUUCAAAUGUUAUCUAAGAUUUCAGUGAACACCAAUCUCACAUUGGAAAAGCUGUGCAGACUGACGCCGUUAUACUCCGGUCUGUCCCCUGCUGUGCUGAGGGCCCUCCAGUGGGACAACUUCAGUGAAACCGUCCACUGCCAGUGUUGGAGAAGUUUGCUAACCGAACUUAAGCCGGGCCAAAGAGCCAUGCUAUACAAUGCAGCACAGGAGCAGGCUCAGCAGUUGCACAACAUCACUCAGCAGGUAAACUGUCUUCUACCAUUUGUGCCUCUAAGGAAGCUGACACAAGCUCUGAACAGGUCAACACUCCUGAAAGAAAUCAGCCUAUACAAAGAACUAGACUGGUCGCCACAACAGGCUCAGCUUUUGUUUAAGAAGGUCCAUGACUUUAAAAACAUCACCAUCAAGUCGGUGAGAGGCCUGGGUCAUAUCGCCAGUGGACUGAGCUGUGACUUGUUGAAACUAUGGACCAAUGAUACAGAUUUUUCAGAGCUGCUUCAGUUUAUCACUGAUCUGCCUGGAGACAUGAGACCUGCUCUGCGAAAAUGUAUCAUAGAUGAGCUGAGGAAACACCCUGAAUUUAACGUUAGUGCUCUGAACUCUCGGUUUGCAGCAACAUUACCAGUGACGAUGGUAGAGAACCUGUCUAAUGCAUCCUUCAGAGCUGUCCUGGAUCACAUUCAAGCACGCUUUUCGGAUUUCCUCAGACUGCCUCAUUACAAGCAAACAAAUUUAGCUGAGAAGGCUGUGACAGAGCUGGCUGACGGGGAGAUUGAUGGUUCCACUCUGGACUUCCUGGGCCCUUUACUGCCUUUCUUGGACCGGGACAGUUUGUCUCUGGUGGACAGAGGUGCUCUGGCUUUGCGACUGGAGGAGAUGAGAAACUUCUGCCUCCCAAAAGAAGCUCUGAGAGAUGUUGGUGUCCUGCUCACAAAGAAAGACCUGCUGGGGGAGCCAUCGAAGUGGCAAGUUAGGGAUGUUGAACAUUUGGGUCGACUGGUGUUUUCUCUGUCACCAAAGCAAAUCAAUGCCAUCCCACUGACAGUGUUGAAUAAAGACACAGUGGAGCAGGUCCUGGUGGGUCAAAAGCUCUGGGAGGACAGUACAGUAGGAGGAGUCUGUCUGAUCCGAUGUAUGGACCAGCAGCGCCAGAGACAGCGGACUCAGAGUCUCAUUAGAGGCAUUGUCAAAGCACGGAACAGAAGGGCAAAAGUGCCAACACCAAGCUGUGCUGAUAUCAGAGGCACGUUUCCCUCUGCAUGGACGUCUCUUCAGCUAAAUCGUAUGUCUCAGGAAGAUCUGAAACAAUGUGUUGAGGUGUUUGGUCAAGAUGCCUCGCUGACCCCUGAGCAGCGGCGCACACUGUGGGUGAAACUCAGACAGUCUUUCAGUCCAGUGAAAGAGCUGAGACCAGACCAAGUUCUGGCUCUGGGAUCAAUAGUGACUGAAAUGGGAGAGAGAGAACUGCAAGAAACAAAUCUCACCAACCCAGCUGUGUUGGCACAUCUGGGAACACUGACAGAAUGGAGCUACAAAAAGAUGAGAGCGGUGGUUGUCGGUGUCAUGCGGAAGCGAAAACAGAAAAUAGAUCAACUCACAGGUGUUGAUCUGGCAGUGUUCGGUCAUCUGAUCUGUGGCCUAUAUCCGUCAGAAAUAAAGAGGCUGAAUCCCUACAAUCUCAGUGUUGCUGUGUUCUUCCUGCGGGAGAUGUCCCUGCCAUGCACAGAACAGCAGAUGGAGGCACUGACAAGUUGUUUGUCCAGACCUGAGGCGUUCGGUCCAGUCAGUGCCUGGGGACCAGACGUUUUCACUGAAAUUGGGACAUUGGCAGCGGGCUUAGAAGACAUGGUGCUAUCAGCUCUGGUACAAGAGCAAGUGGAGGGAAUCACUCCUGAAGCUAUUGCUCUGAUGUCCCCCAAAAAGUUGUCGGUGGUGUUCAGUGCAGUUCAGUUGUCAUGGCUGAACACGGAGCAGGCGUGGGCUGUGACUAAGGAUCAGUGGGCUGAGCUGGAUCCCGAGCAGAGACACGCCGUCGGCCUCGCUCGAUAUGAAGGAGACGUCCUGCUAGAGAUGAGAGGAAGAAACCGGGCUCCUGUGGUUGUAAACCCAGACAGCCUCACUAUGAACUCACUGGCUCUGUGCCUUUUGUUGUGGCAACUAAUUUAAAAUGCUGGAACAAAUGUAAUUGUCCCUUGACCUCCCUUGGUAUCAUCAUAUUUGUACUUCAAAUAAAUAAUGUGAACUGCUCUG